AUGGUGAAAAAUGUGAUAGAAGAAUCGUUCUUCCAAUAUAACGGUGAUGAUGAAUUCAGUAUGGAUGAACAUGAAAGUGAUUCUAAUGACAGAGACAUUAUUCGAACGGGGAAGGAAAAACGAAAUGUAUCGCAAUACAAUGAUUCUAAUUUACUUUGUUUGCAAAUUCAAAAUCUUUGUACUAAAUGUUACUUUUGUUUCUUUCCAGCUGGACGAAUGAAGGUAGACGUUUCUAUCCACAACCGCACAGAGGUCGAUGACCUACUAAGGAGGAGUCCUUACAUGAGGGGUAGAGGGUCCUGGACGCCUAAAGAUUGUGCCCCUCGUCACAGGGUAGCCGUGAUCAUCCCUUAUAGGGAUAGGUUGGAGCAUCUUACAACUUUAUUACAUACUUUGCAUCCAUUACUGCAGAGGCAGCUCACAGAAUACAGAGUUUACGUGGUAGAACAGUUUGGCAACGAUACAUUCAACAAAGGUGUCCUUAUGAAUGCUGGCGUGAGGGAAGCACUCAAAGAUUCAGACUUCCAUUGCUUUGUCUUCCACGAUGUGGACAUGAUUCCGGAGGACGACAGAAAUAUGUAUACAUGCCCUUUCAUGCCCAGACAUAUGUCAGUUGCUGUGGACAAGUUUAACUAUACGUUACCUUAUACCAUGCUGGUGGGUGGUGUGUUUGCCAUUAAGCUGGAACACUUCCUAAUGGUCAAUGGUUACUCCAACCUAUAUUGGGGAUGGGGUGGAGAAGACGACGACAUGGCCUACAGAAUAAAGUAUAGAAAGCUAGAAAUCAUUCGUCCACCAGAAACUUUGGCAAGGUAUUCCAUGAUCAAGCACGACCAUAGACCUGAAUCACCAAAUGCGAUAAGAACUGCCUUACUGAGGAUGGCUAAGAAGCGGUCAUCGAGAGAUGGUUUGAACACAGUGAAGUACAGAGUCUUGUGGAGGCACGACUUACUUGCUUAUACCCACUUGAUGAUUGAUAUCGGGAAGCAUCACAGAUGGCAAUUUUUAAAUGGACAACGACUUAUAAUAAAUUUUUGAUUCUAA
Stegodyphus dumicola is the source of this 1044-nucleotide messenger RNA. RefSeq names its product beta-1,4-N-acetylgalactosaminyltransferase bre-4-like. NCBI's taxonomy places the organism in Eukaryota, Metazoa, Arthropoda, Arachnida, Araneae, Eresidae. The record is from RefSeq and is a predicted model, not a curated record. Gene Ontology annotation, cellular component: Golgi apparatus. Gene Ontology annotation, biological process: carbohydrate metabolic process; glycosphingolipid biosynthetic process. Gene Ontology annotation, molecular function: galactosyltransferase activity; N-acetyl-beta-glucosaminyl-derivative 4-beta-N-acetylgalactosaminyltransferase activity.